AUGUCCAACAACAGCGCCACAUCGCCUGUGCAUUCUCCCGAUCCAAUCCGUGAAUCGAUGGCCACCUCGAGCGCAACCACAGAGAAAUACCCAGCUUCCUCUACGACGGCAUACCAGAGCUAUCCAGAGGUCGCGCCUAGCAUGACGCAGCCUCCGCUUCAGCCCUUCCAGCAGCCGCACAACGGCAACGGCUACACGCACCCUCAACAGUGUCAGGACCAGAGUGCCUACCCAUCGGAAGCAGGCCACUCACUACCGCCCACGCAAAAACGCAACCCCUGGGGCUUGUCGCCUCUAGCAUUCGGCCUCUUGGUAGCGGCGGUCACCGCCGUGAUAGUAGGCGCGGCAGUGGGCGGAGGCGUCGCGGGCGCCAUGUCAGGCAACGACUCAAGUUCGUCGAGGAGCAACGGGGCCGCCACAGUAACCAUCACAGCCACACCGACCUCGACCUCGACCACCGCCACCGAGAUCUCCACCCCCUCCCUCUCCGCCUCCCCCGAGCCCUCGUCGCUGGAGAACUACGUCGUCAGCGAACCCUACUACGUCUCGACGCUCUUCAACCCGGGGUGCCCGGACUCCAACUCGCGCAUCGACGUGCAGUACGACACGUCGUUCGACCUCUUCUGCGGCGUCGACAUGCAGAACCACGUCGCCGACGAGGCGAACCCAGACUUGCAGAUCGCCGACGUGGCCGGUCUUUUUGCGUACAGCAUUACGGAUUGUCUCUACGCCUGUGCGAACGCGAUAUACUUCAACGAGCUGUGGGGGGAGGAGUUCGGGGGCUGCAAGGGCGUGACCUGGCAGUAUCAGAUGGCGCAGAGCAAUUCCUCGAAUUUUUCCAAUUGCUGGCUCAAAAAUGGCACGACAAGUGGGUUUCAGUGUAAUACGUGUAUAUCGGCGAAGCUGGUCACGUGA
Cladophialophora yegresii CBS 114405 is the source of this 915-nucleotide messenger RNA. RefSeq lists its product as uncharacterized. Bases 1 to 915 code for a protein of 304 amino acids. The record is from RefSeq and is a predicted model, not a curated record. Lineage: Eukaryota; Fungi; Ascomycota; Eurotiomycetes; Chaetothyriales; Herpotrichiellaceae. The transcript has 2 exons.